CUGGGGGCGGCCGGGAAGCCAGGGAGCGCCCCAGCCGCUGCAGUGCCACGCCUGGGAGGCCAGCCAGAGAACUUUCUUGCAAGCGACAAGGCGCUUAGGUGCCGGGGCUGAUUCCGGAUCCUCGCGCCUACUCUUCCUCCCGUUUCUCCAGCGGCCAGUGCACACUCCUGCUGUGCAUCAGGUCGCACGUAGAGGCCAAGCCCGCCUAGCAGCCGGCGCUGGGAGCCUGGAGCGGAGAGAGGGGCGGGCCCCGCGGAGCUGGGCGGGACGCGGGGCGCAACAGCCGGCUCUCUCGCUGGUCGGCGGUAGGCUGGGGCAUAAGGCAUGCAGGCGCUCAACAUCACCCCAGAGCAGUUCUCCCGGCUUCUGCGGGACCACAACCUGACCCGGGAGCAGUUCAUCGCUCUGUACCACCUGCGGCCACUUGUCUACACCCCGGAGCUGCCCCUGCGCGCCAAGGUGGCCUUCGUGCUCACCUGUGCGCUCAUCUUCGCCCUGGCGCUCUUCGGCAACGCGCUGGUGGUCUACGUGGUGACCCGCAGCAAGGCCAUGCGAUCAGUCACCAACAUCUUCAUCUGCUCCCUGGCGCUCAGCGACAUGCUAAUCGCCUUCUUCUGCAUCCCGGUCACUAUGCUCCAGAACAUCUCUGACCACUGGCUGGGGGGUGCCUUCAUAUGCAAGAUGGUGCCCUUUGUCCAGUCCACGGCCAUCGUGACAGAGAUUCUCACUAUGACCUGCAUUGCUGUGGAAAGACACCAAGGAAUUGUGCAUCCAUUUAAAAUGAAGUGGCAGUAUACUAAUAGAAGGGCCUUCACAAUGCUUGGUAUAGUCUGGCUGGUGGCAGUCAUCGUAGGAUCGCCUAUGUGGCAUGUGCAAAGACUUGAGAUCAAGUAUGACUUCCUAUAUGAGAAAGAACACAUCUGCUGCUUGGAAGAGUGGACCAGCCCCAUACACCAGAAAGUCUACACCACCUUCAUCCUGGUCAUCCUCUUCCUCCUGCCCCUUCUGGUGAUGCUCAUACUGUACAGUAAGAUUGGCUAUGAACUGUGGAUAAAGAAAAGAGUGGGGGACGGUUCUGUGCUUCGAACUAUUCAUGGAACAGAAAUGUCAAAAAUAGCCAGGAAGAAGAAGCGAGCUGUUGUGAUGAUGUUGGUGGUGGUAGCUCUCUUCGCUGUGUGCUGGGCACCUUUCCAUGUCGUUCACAUGAUGAUUGAAUACAGUAAUUUUGAAGAGGACUAUGAUGAUGUCACCAUCAAAAUGAUUUUUGCUAUAGUGCAAAUAAUAGGAUUUUCCAAUUCCAUCUGCAAUCCCAUUGUUUAUGCAUUUAUGAAUGAAAACUUCAAAAAGAACUUUUUGUCUGCAGUGUGUUACUGUCUAAUAAAGGAAACCUUAUCUCCAGCACGAAAGCAGGGAAAUUUGGGAAUAGCAAUGAUGCAAAAGAAAACCAUGUUUUCUCGGAGAGAGAAUCCAGUCGAGGAGACAAAGGGAGAAGCAUUCAGUGAUGGCAAUAUUGAAGUCAAACUGUGUGAACAGCCAGUGGAGAGAAAACAUCUCAAACGCCAUCUUGCCCUCUUUAAUUCUGAACUUUCAGAGACUUCUGCCUUAGGUGAUGGGCAUUAAUUAUGUCUUCAUUAUUAAUGCCAGCCCUAUCAUGCUUUGAAAAGAACAUUAUUUUUAACAAAGGUCAAAGACAUUUUUUUAAUUCUUAGCAUGAUGAAAAGGAGAUACUCCAAAUCAUUUUCCUGUGCAACCCUUUCAAAAUGCAUUUUAAAAAUUAAUAAACCACCCUUGUAAAUUGUAAAAGUAGAUUUAAAAAAAUCUUGCACAGAAAUAAGUGUCCUUGACUAGUAGUUCUUCCUACACACAUUCAAUGUCAUGUGGCUUUCUUUUCACUAAGUUGUUCUUUUUCUUAAGUUUCCUAGUAGAACGCUAUAAUGUACUAUUCGGGGUACUGUUAAGGUUUGGUAUUAUCUUCUGCAAAUGAGUUUUAUCCAGUAAAUAUAAAGUGUAAGGAGAUGGAUUAACAACAGUCUGGCAGAUAAAUGAGGUUUAGAGGCAGAUAGAUGUCUAGGUUGAACUUGAAGUCCCAUCAGUUAUUACUGCUGUAACAAAUAAGCUACUUGAUCUCUAAGUCUCCCUUCUGUGUCAAUUAGAGUGCUCCUUCCUCCACCCUAUAAAAUGAAUGCUGCAAUGAAAUUAAAUUUGAAGCAGGAAAAGACUUUGCACUUUGAAGUCCUGAAGCAGUAUCUUGGCUCCUGUCUAAGGCCUCUGCUUUCUGUUCCCUUAUCUUUCUGGAAACCUGCCUUAACCUCUGGUUAUUUUCUAAUCAAAAGAAGACGUUUUCUGAACUCCUCAUUUGUUUUAAAGAACUUUGUCUUCCCUAGUGGGGUAAAAAACUUUUGUCAUGUUAAAGACCUUUUAGAUGUAGUUAGAGGCAGAUGAGAGAAAGAAUCAAACUCAAGCCCACGAAAUUCUACUGUCCUUCAAGACCAGCCCCCAAGAGGGUGGGGUCAGGAAAAGCAGCAAGAUUCUUUACCCACAUCCCCUAGUUAAAGUCACCUUACACUCAGCACCCCCUCUCUUGAGCCUCCUUUUAUUUACUUAUUCAUUUAUUUAUUUUGGAUACAUGCAGAGAGAAAUGUAGAGGGGAGUGGAAGAUAGGGAGAGGGACCUACAGCACUGCUUCAACACUUGAGAAGCUCUCCCCCCUGCAGGUGGAGACUGGGGCCUUGAACCCAGGCCCUUGAGCACAGUAACAUGUGCACUCAACAGUGUGUGUCCCCACUUGAUCCCUUCUUCGGUCUCCUCUUCACCCCAAAUAUCUCACAGAUCCAGUGGCCACCAUCCCAGGACCUUGUCAUUUCCCCUUGAAUCCCUGAGAUUUCCAAAGCCUAUUCAUGACCAAAACUUGUUUUCUAACUCCAGUUUUCCAGUCAGUCAGAUAGAAAAAAAAAAAUCAAGAACUCUCGGGGUAUUUCAGAGAACUUGCACCAUUUGGAAUCUUUCAGGAUAUAAGCACUUAAUUGGAUAAUGAAAGAUAAAGAUGAAACAGUGUGGUACUGGGGAGGGGGAAUCAUUUCUAUGACACGGGAAAACUUACAAAGUCAACAAAAAGGAAAUGCAUGAGUUGUUUUAUGUACAGUCUUCUUGUAUGACUAAUUACCCUCUAGCAAAACAAUGGU
This is a messenger RNA of Erinaceus europaeus (western European hedgehog), 3182 nucleotides long. It is a transcript of the gene QRFPR, whose product is annotated as pyroglutamylated RFamide peptide receptor. Gene Ontology annotation, molecular function: peptide binding; neuropeptide Y receptor activity. The transcript has 6 exons. Gene Ontology annotation, biological process: G protein-coupled receptor signaling pathway. The coding region runs from base 325 to 1620 and encodes 431 amino acids. The record is from RefSeq and is a predicted model, not a curated record. Gene Ontology annotation, cellular component: membrane. Lineage: Eukaryota; Metazoa; Chordata; Mammalia; Eulipotyphla; Erinaceidae.